GGUUUUUACAUUUUUAGCCUUUUUAAACAUAUCCUGUCACUGAUGACAAAUCAAACAGUGAGUGAAACGUUUAUAUUUUGAAAGACACAUUUGUCGCAUAAUGUACUUAUGAAACUGCUCCGUCUAAGGGUGCAUGCAUAGGAGCUUGCCAGUUAUAGGACACUUUGUAUGUUUGUAUUGUUUCAUAUUGGUGUGAUAUUUUAGAUAGCUUUUAUUAUUAAACGCUACAGGGAGCAUAUUUCUUCAGACCUGCAUAAUAAUCAAUAGAAUAUUGGUUUAAGUGCUAUAAAUUUCCACAGCCUGUCAAAGCACAAGCAACGUUCCACAAAUAUGCACCUCUACUCUGAUUGGCUAGUGAGAAAUUUUGGGGGGAAAAGCAGCAGUGAUGACGUUUUGCAAAAGCGCUUGGUGAAGUGGGGAGGACGGCGACUGCGAGGAGACAAGCUUUGUGUGCGCGUUUUUUUUUUUUUUUUCCGCCUUCUUUUUCUUCUCAUUUCAUGAACGGAUAAAAGUGCACGAGAAGUACUGCAGCAGCCAUGGAGGAGCAGGUCUUUGACGCUGAAUGCAUUCUCAACAAGAGGUUCCGAAAGGGGAAGUCAGAGUAUCUGGUGAAGUGGAGAGGCUGGUCCUCCAAACACAAUAGCUGGGAACCGCAAGAGAAUAUUCUUGACCCCAGACUUCUGGCUGCAUUCCACAAAAGGGAACAGGAAAAAGAAAUCCAGAUCCGCAAACAAGGGAAGAGACCGAGGGGCCGACCACGCAAAAAUGUGGAGCCAGAGGUUCCAAAAGUGACCAAGUCAAGCAGCUCUUCUUCAUCGUCAUCAUCAUCUUCGUCGUCAUCUUCUUCUUCCUCCUCCUCCUCCUCCUCCUCCUCCUCCUCCUCAUCCUCCUCUUCUAAUGAGGAGAGUGACAAUGAGACCAAGGCCGGGCCCCAGGGUCGAGAAUUGCACCCUGUACCGCAGAAAAAGGCCCAGAUAGUCAUCGCCAAGCCAGAACACAUAGACCCUGCCAAGAAGAAACGAGGCCGGAAAAUCAUUCGCCCCGAGCAGAAGACGAACAGCAAAAACAAAUCUCCCCGAAAGGUGCUAAAAACAGCCAGGAAAGACUCUGAGCUUAAAAUCAAAGAAAAAAUAAAGAAACCCCUUCAGCCUGCUAGCUUUACCUACCCUGGGCUAAGCAGGAGUACUAAAGACAUGCCAAAUGCCAAGAACACGUCUGGUUCUUUCACACCAGGAAAAGUAGCAAAAAGCUCUUUGAAUUCUGCAGUGGUUGGACCAAACCGACCAGCAGCCCCAAAUAUUCCCUCCGUGGGCAAACCAGCUCUAAAUAAAAACACAGCAGACUUCAAACCAGGUAUUACUCUUUCAGUUUCCAAUGCAUGCAGCCCUGGGCUGGGUUUGAAAAUGACGGCCUCAAAAUCACAGGGUGUUGCUGCACUUAACCUGCAUAAUUCCAGACUCUUGACUAAUCAGGGUGCGAUUAAGACUCCUCUCGGCUCUCUGAGUGAGAAAAAAACAGAAUUACUGGGGAAGACGCAAGUGCCGCGGCUUCAGAACAAUGGUAGAAAAUCCACCGCUGAUGUGUCUUCUCCCACUAAGAACAGUGCCAACCAGGCGCUUAACCUGCAUGCUUUAAACCUGCAGAGUGUCAACAAGCAUGGGCAAAGUGUCGGUGGCAGCAAUGCUUUGGGUACCAACACCCCGGUGUCCAGUAUAAAAAACUCUGGUAGUCCAAACAGAAAAUCCUCUGGGGGCAACACCCAACCGGGUAACAGCUUGAGGCUGAAUCUGGCUGCUUCCGCUCAUCAGAUCAACAGAAAUAGCCACCCUGGAGGAUAUCAGGAGAAACCAGAAGAAAGCAACAAGGCUGCAGUGGAGAAACGGGGCAAGAAGACAGGGCGGGCUGAGGAGCCAUCACACAAUAACCCAGCUCCGCCAACAGAAGUGCAGAACACUAGUAAGAAGAGGCAGGAGAGCAACACUACUACUUCAAAAGAGAGUGAAAAGCCGGCAACGAAAGUCUUAAGUGAAAUGAGCACGGGGGAAGAGGAGACGAGUUCAGAGUCGGACCAGGAUUCUUCCUUCUGCAGCAACGGGCGGAACAUGACCAUCUCUGUGCAGACCAACCAGGACUGGAAACCCCCACGCAGCCUGAUAGAGCAUGUCUUUGUGACCGACGUGACGGCUAACCUGGUGACAGUAACUGUGAAGGAGUCCCCGACCAGCGUGGGCUUCUUCAACAUCCGUCACUAUUGAACUGUGAUGCAUUGCAGCAGAAGGGGGUUAGGAUAACGCAAAGGUUUGUGGACAGGGAGUGGAGGUAGGGAAGAUAUAACAAAAGCAAUGCAGAGAAAGGAAUAUUCUUAACGGUAGUUGCAAAAACACUCUAUCUAUAACUGUAGAGUAAAGCUAUACGCUUGUUGGUAUCUGUGAAUUCCUAAUUCUGCUUUGCAUUUAGUUUUGUGAGCUUCUACAUUCUAUUCCACUAUAGGAUAAUAUUCCUCUAUCUCUUGGUGCCCCUGCAGAAACUACUUCUGAAGCUGUCAGUCCAUCUGCAUUGCCUCAGCAGUUUCACAAGGGUGUCUGAGUUGAUCCUUAAAAGCUUUGCAAACACUUUAAAAGUAGAGCAACAAAGUACCAAUUGUGUAUGCAUAUCAAUGCAGCUUUGAAGUACUGCUUAUUAUUAUUAUUAUUAUUGUUAUUAUUAUUAUUAUUAUUAUUAUUGGUGUCCAUAGUCCUGUACAUAAAGGUAUAGCAGGCUGUAUAAUUUUAAUGCUUUGAGGAAAAAGAAUAAUGUUGACAACAUUAUGCAUUUCCGUGCUCUAUCUGGUAAUGCUGUUUAACGCAAUGCCUCCAAUCUUUAGGAGUAUAAUUAGUCAUGUGAAAUGACUACUGAUUGACUGCGUUGCAUCCAAAUGGUGUGUGGUUGAUUUUUCAAGAUCGGGUUGCAUGGAAAUGGCAUUUGGAUGGCAUUUGCACAUGCAGGACUGGUUAACUGAACACAUUUGGAGAGCGAAGCUUGGCUGUCGUGUGUAAUCUGUGAAGUUGUACCAACAUGUAUUAUAAUCUUAUUAAGCAGGACCUGGUUCCAAUAGAAUACUUGGACCCAGUCGGCUUUCUUACUUCAAUAUAUGCAAGGAGAAGCGCAGAACCAAACCAAAUACUCGCCCAGGAACCAGACACUGCAUCAGGCUUUCAGAGUUCACUUUGUUUUGUGAUUGAUUCGUGUUAUUCCACUGUUUCCCAUAUUUUAUUUAAGUGUAACACACAAAUAUGUUUUUGGAAAACAAGUUACUGACAGCUUGUUUUUGUAUAACAACUUGACCCUGGCAAUAAAAUAUAAAGUUAAUUAUUUUUUAAACAGUCCAAUUCCUGUUCUUGCUGUUUCAUGUAAGGCUGGUAUGUGGGUUAUGAACAGUUUGAGUAUAGAAACUGUAAACUUGUAUACAGUCAUUUAAACCUGUGCAGUUGUAAUGGAUGUGGUUCCGACAUUAGUGUUCCUCCAAUGUUUUUCCUGUUACUAACAAUGCUAUUAGACUGGUUUUAUUUAUGUAAAAACACUAGAAAGGAGCUACAGAACUUUGUUUAUUUACUGCAAUGCUGUUUUUAUUAACCUUAAUAGUACUUUUAAUAAUAAAAAAGAAUAAGUGGA
This is a messenger RNA of Polyodon spathula (Mississippi paddlefish), 3651 nucleotides long. Its product is annotated as chromobox protein homolog 2-like. The coding region runs from base 537 to 2255 and encodes 572 amino acids. Lineage: Eukaryota; Metazoa; Chordata; Actinopteri; Acipenseriformes; Polyodontidae. The record is from RefSeq and is a predicted model, not a curated record. Gene Ontology annotation, cellular component: heterochromatin; PRC1 complex. Gene Ontology annotation, biological process: negative regulation of transcription by RNA polymerase II. The transcript is spliced from 5 exons.